Molecule: messenger RNA, 7231 nt
Organism: Patella vulgata (common limpet)
Lineage: Eukaryota; Metazoa; Mollusca; Gastropoda; Patellidae
Product: KH homology domain-containing protein 4
Exons: 10
Coding region: 2363-4426 (687 amino acids)
Cellular component (GO): nucleus
Molecular function (GO): RNA binding
Source: RefSeq, a predicted model, not a curated record
CUAACCUAAUACACACCCAAUGUUGUUCCCUUCAUAGCGAUUUAAUAUUUUAUUUUAUUUUAUGAUUUUGCGUUAGAUUGGUUUACGUUAAUAUUGUAACAGUUGAUAUAUUGAUCACGCAUGAACUGUAUAUAUAUACACACCCUGAUUGAAACACCUGUCUUGUCAUUCAGUAUAUACACACCUUUAUUGAAACACCUGUCUUCUUGAACUCGUAUAGUGAAAACUCUGUUAUCGCUGAUAAUGAAAAUAAAUUGACAGUGGUUCCAUACGGGAUUCCAUGAUGUUACUGAAAGUUCCUCAAUAAUUUCCAACCUGGUUUUCCCUUGUCAUUGGUGCAGAACAGAAGGCCUGGCAAGGACUGUCUAGUGAUUUGGACGGAACAAAACAAAAACUGUUACCGUGCACGUAAAAUGAACCAUGAUUAAGUUGAAUUUGAUGAAGUUCAGACGGAAACACUACUGUUAGGUCAAAAUUUCUCCCAUAGCACACUGUAUGUCAUCCUCAGUAUCCCCGGUGGUCGGUCUCAUUCCAUUCUACUCAACUAUACCCUCGGUUCAUCCAUGGGGUAUUCACGUAUUCAUAUCAUCUGCCCUUGAUUGUAGAUUGAUUCUACAAACCAACCAAACAGAUUACAAACCAGUCUUAGCCCCAUUGUUUACGCUCACAGCAAUAUGACUGCAACAAGAGGAGUUUCUUUUCCUUCGCCAACUUCCUUAGUAUUUAAAGACUUUUUUGAUUGGUCGAUAAAAAGGGCAGAUAAAUUGAAUAUAUGUCUCCCUUGUGGAUGAACCCCGGAGUUAGUGAAGUGGAACAGACUUUUAUUUGUCAUAUCUACAGGUCGGAGAACUUACUGGUCAGUGAGUUUACUAUUAGAAUUUCAAGCAUCUUACCCUUAAAUCACAACAAAUGAAAUGGGUUUAACCCAUUAAGUGCGUAGAACGUUAUAUUACGUCCUGGAAAACUGCCACUCACUGUGUGUAGGGCAUAAUAUAACGCCUUGGAGGUAUUUUCCCCAGUCUAUUCUUAGAACAUAGUGCAUAGUUCUUCGUCACAAUUACACAAUAGGGGGUAGUUAACGUUUUAAAAACGUCACGCUUAAUGGGUUAACAUCCUACUGUCCUGCACCAAGGACAAGGGGAAACCACACCGGAAAACCCCUAUGAACUUUCACAGCCAACACAUGGAGCGAACCCGCGACCUCCAGAGUAGCAAACCAGCAUUUUACUCACUUAGCGUCCGUGGCUCCCAUUGUAAAGUGAAAGCCCUGUUAGGUUGUUUCAUUAAGGGAUUAAAAAGAAGGACUUAAGACUGAUAGAUUGAUUGUAGUAAAGGGGCAUUGUCAUUUUUGACAAGAAAUGUAAACUUGGAAAAUCUGUUCAAAGUAAUUAAACGGAUACUUCCUUCAUUCUAAGGAAUCUUUGAUGAACUGCUAGAAAACGGCUGUAAAUCAUAAAUGAUUCAUAGGUAAAGCCUAAAAAAAAAAUCCCUUUAUAACAAGGUUUGAGGGCUGUUCUCACAAUCAGCUUUUGAAUGUACAAAAUGAAAAGGUAGAAAUCUUUUACCAAUUGAUAACAAUUGCCAAAUUGAAAGUGCCUCUUUAGAGAUAAAUGUUGAGAAAGGAGGGAGUUGUGUAAUUGUUUCAAGAUUUUAACAGAUAAUUUAAAGUAGCUAAGUCUCUAACUCAGUAUCAUCCAAAACAUUGAAAACACGAAUUAUUUGUCAAUUUAAAUCAACAUUGAUGUUGUCAUCUUAACGGGAAAAGAUGGGCUUCUGAUAUCUAAUAUUUAACACAAAUUAAACAUUUUACCAUUAGUACACGAUACGUGUACCAUAAUGCGUUUCAGUGCUAUUUGUAACAAGGGACUCGGAGAACAAAGCUAGACAUAUUCCACAAGCCAUGUCAAACAGUGACUUCAUAUUCUUAUCUGGAGAGCAUGUGCAAUGAAUACUAUCGAAGUAGACUGGAAUAACCAGAGAUUGCCAUUCGAUUGAAACUUCUGGCGUAUUUCGCUGAACAUGACAGAUUAGAAAUUAGAGUAAAAACGAAAACGAUUGAAUGUAAAUCAGUUUAUAUAUAUAAUUCAUAUUACAUUAUUGUAUGCGUUGCGGCCCAUUUGUGUUAAUAUCUAGGUCCCAGAUAUUAGGGAUUUAGCUCCUUUAAAAUGAAAGUAUGAAUAAAGGUUGUGUAAUUGUGUAGUUUCGAGUGGCAUGAAAGAAGUAUUAAGUUGUGUUUCGUGGAUUUAAAAUGGAAGCAUGAAAGGUGUUAGGUUAACUAUAACAAAUUGUUUGUCCUGUUUUAUUCUAGGUCCAGCAAGAAUACGCCCAUUUCCAACAAGCUCUAGCAGCAAUACCACAAGCUAUGACUAAUGGUAAUCCAACAGUUGCUCCCAUGUUCAUAGGAGUUACCCAGCAGCAUUCUUUAAAUGGAUCUAAUCUCAUUGGUCAACCAGCAUUAACAACCAUGAAUCAACCAAUGACGUUAAACCAACCCUCCGUAUUACCACCAGGAAUGCAACAAGGUGGUAUGGUAGGACAAGUUGGAACACAUAUGAUACCAACAGCAUCUUCACCAACUUCUGUAAUGUUUACGUCAAGUUUACCAUCAUCUUCUAUGAUAAAUAUGCACCCAGGUUUUAAGAAUGAAACAGUAUUUACAUCAAUGGGUUCGGCUGUAAUGAUGCCAUCAUCGAUGUCUAACUCGUAUACCACGAUGGCGAUAACGUCUCCUCUAGUAGCCUCACCUUUACCAUCGGGUCUAAUCAUGUCUCAUAAUAUAGAAAAUGGAGGUAUAAAUAGCGAGAAUGUUGUAUUAGUACCCAACACCAGUGUACCACCACCAAUAUUACAGGCUCAACCACAACAAACACAUCAAUUUGAUAUCAAUAAUCCUAACAAUCAAUAUAUAGCUGUUCCAGAAGGUCAGAUAUUAGUAGGUCAACCACAGGCAGGUGGAGGUCAGAUGACCGUCGUCGGUCCACCACAAACAGUGAUGUCCCCUGGUCAGUUACCGACUAUAAUAACCACACCAAACGGUCAAACAAUGGAGUUAGUACAACAGGCCCAACCUCAACAAACUCUAUCUAUGGUUGGUCAACAACCGUUAUCACUAGUAGGCCAACAGAUACCACAGUUUUCUGUGAGAUGUAGCCAACCGUAUAGUUGUGACAUAUCUACGCCAACUGUCUCGAUGAGUAUGCCAAAUACAUCGACCUGUCUUCCGUAUAAUACCAACGUACCCAUCAGCUACCCAUACGACACUGGUCCUCCAAUCAGCCACCCGUAUAACACCACGCCAAAAGAAGAACCAAAGAGAAGAUUUACGGAAGAAAAACAUGACGAGCCGAUUCCCGAUAAUUUAUUGGGGUAUCAGCAUGGUCCGUUACAUUUAAUGAAUCAAGCUGCGUCCCAGUCGACAGUUGUACACAAUAAUACCAACACUAUUAGUUCACAGUCUGGAAUUAAUCCCAUAUUUGGUGGUACCAUAGAUACGUCCAGACCUGGAGUAUCACCAUACAGUGAAACACAGACAAUGAUGCCUCCACCACCUAAAACAGGUACUAAAAGAAGUUCACAAUCAUCUGAUGAUGAACCAAAAAGUAAAAAAGAUAAAAAUUUAACCAAGAAAAUAAUAAACAAAGAGGACAACGGUGAACAAAAUAUGGAUGUUAUUAAGGAGAAUGGGAAGAACGGAGAGAGUGAAAUAACCACCGAGAAUCGGGACAAUAGUCGAAUACCUACAGAGGGAACGAUAGAUCCCCAGUUUCAGCCUUAUAAAAUAGCUAUAUCAUCAGCCCCUACGUUAUACAAUACCCAGGCAAUAACCCCUGCUAACCCCUCUUAUCCCCAAUAUUCACAACCUCCUCCCGACCAACCCCAAUUUAUAACAACCAAUCAGGUUCCUGUACAAGAACAAACACUAUAUCAACCCCUCUCUAGCCAACCGUUACCGAUACACAGUCAGAAUAUCCCAGUUGCCAGUAUGUCAGUCGCAAUGCAAAGUCAACCAAUGACAGUAGUUAGUCAACAGGUAUCCAAUCAGCUGUUACAACCUAUAGCCAAUCAGCCGUUACCUGUGUACAGUCAACAGUUACCUAUAUCCAGUCAACCGUUACCUGUAAGCCAAUCAUUUCAGGUACCAACUCAACAGUCCACUACCUUACAGUACAGACCUUCUAGUCCCCAGAAUAUCCCCUUCCCUCAAUGGGGAGGUCCUGCUGCUUCCCCGCUAGCACCACCACCUCUACCCCCUACGUCCUUUUAUCAGAACAACCAACCCCCGCAGUGGAAUACUGGUAUAUCGGAAUCUGUUUAUACGACGUCGACAUCGCAGGCUGUUUUUUCAACCCCUCCUCCUCCCCCAACAUCUAUACACCAUUUUCAACAACCUCCGCCUUCGUUACCAUUCUGGGUCGGUCCAAACUAAUGAAAUCUGUAAACCUAAUUUGUGCCAUAAUUUACCCCAGUUGAAGGUUGUAAUUUGUACAGUGAGAAAUUUGUAUGCUAAUUACAAGUAUAGUGGCUGGAGGACUGUACCAUGCACAAAACUACACAGACAAUAAAUAAGACACAUCAAUCAAGUGAAUGGAUCCGUUAGGCUAGCUGUAAGUGUCCAUUGUACGGUACAACCCUGGGCCGUGAAUGAUACUAAUGACAAUAAUGUUUGUGUCUCCAUGUAUAUAGAAAUACUGAAGAUGCAUAUAGAGAGACAGCUAGAUUAUGAUUAUGAUUUUAUAUCAGAAUGAAGAUGUAAAAAUGGUUGUUUUAUUAACUGGACGUUUUUUAUAUUACUUUUAUGGAAAUAAUGGACAUCGAUAGUAGAAUUGCUCUUGAUCCAUCUGUUUUGAUGGUAUUAAAAAACAUUCUGUGCCGGUGAUUUUAAAUGACAAGGAAAUGAACAUCUAUAUUAAUACUAAACCAAAUAAUGAAAUAGGAAACUGUUGUUUGAUACAAUCAUGGACUCGACUUUAGGUACUGUGGUGAACUUGAUUGAUACAAAUCGUGGACUCGUCUCUCUGUACUGUGGUGAACUUGAUUGAUACAAAUCGCAGACUCGUCUCUAGGUACUGUGGUGAACUUGAUUGAUAUAAAUCAUGGACUUGUCUCUAGGUACUGUGGUGAACUUGAUUGAUACAAAUCAUGGACUCGUCUCUAGGUACUGUGGUGAACUUGAUUGAUACAAAUCGUGGACUCGUCUCUAGGUACUGUGGUGAACUUGAUUGAUAUAAAUCAUGGACUCGUCUCUAGGUACUGUGGUGAACUUGAUUGAUACAAAUCGCGGACUCGUCUCUAGGUACUGUGGUGAUUAAUACAAUUGUGAACUCGAUUUUCUGUACUGGUGGUGACUUUCUGUACUGUGGUGAAUUCAUUUAGUGGACAAUUGUUGAACUCCUUCUCUCUUGAGCUCAUAUUUAAAUCACCAAAGAUGACGACUAUACUGGGGUUUAAGAUAUAAAACCCAUUUGAUUCUAUUAUCAGUAAGUCUGUGCAGUAGAUUAAAAGGAUAUAAAUAAAAGUAUAAUUUGUGUUUUAAUUACAUGGAAUAUAAAGCUGUAUGUACAUAUUGUUAUAUUUCAUUCAAGCACCUGUUGUAUCUGUAAACUCGAGUUACACCAGCCAAAUUUGUAGUUACUGUGUAUAGAUUAUUAUAUCUUUUGUUUUUGAAAUGAGAUAAUUUUUAUUAUUAUUAUGGUUUUUGUCUCCAUUCUGUGUUUCCUACUUCUUCACAGAUCUGUGUCUGUAUUACUAGAUGCUAAUAAAACAAAAUUCUUGGAGGAAUUUAAUAAUAAAUAGGGGGCUGUGUUGGUCAGAUAGUUUAAACCAAGAUCAUAAUGUCUAUGAAGUGUCAUGGCUUUGAUUCCUCGAUUGUAUGUGACAAGGAGUAAGGUCGCCUGUCCAACCUUGUGGGUUUUCUCCAGGUCCUCCGGUUUCCUUCCACAGCUAUAUAUUGACCCCAUUAUUCAAGCAAAUAUUGAAAUAAAAAAUGAAAAAUAUUAGUCCCUAAGUUACCUAAAUUGUGUCGAAUGGGUGUUAAACCCUCUCCCAUUUCCUACAUAAAUAAAAUGGAAAUAAUGGGGCCGAGAGAGAAACAAGAGGAUGUGGCACAGAUCUGUGGAGGAAAGAGAAACAGAAAGCAGCUUGGUUUUGUCUCGAGAAAAAGUUUUGUUAUAUAUAUAUAUAUAUUUGUAAAUAUAUUUGUAUAUAUAUAUGUGUAUAUUUCAUCCAACCCAUUUGUUAACUUAUUAAUUAUGAUUUGUUGCCAGUUAUAAUUUUAUAGUAUUAAUGAGUUUUUCAUAUCAACUUCACACCAGGGCUUGGAUUUCAAACUUUUGUCAGCCAGUCAAAUUAUCUCAUAUAUUUCAGAUUAGCCCAACUUCUUUGGCGUGGACGUAAAAUAACCCUUGACAGUUGGAAUUCGAAAUAAGAGUAGGCCUUAGUGCCGCUGUCUGGGCAAAAAUUCACUCUAGCAUACUGUAUUUUAUAUGUCCUUCUUUAGUCGCCCAUUUGGUGCAGAAAAGUGGAAUAUUAAACCCCAUUUUAUUUUCAAAGAAUAUGCAAAUAUCUCCAUUUAUAUUUAUAAGCCUAUAUUUAAAUGAUACUACACUCAGUAACUGUGAAUUUAAUUCUGCUUUAUAAGGUUAAAUUCUUUGACAGUCUGAUUUAAUGGACCAAGAUCUUCAGCGAGUCAAAUUUACUGCCAAUCAGUCAGGUCUGGUCAAUAUGACUGAAUCAAGAGCCCAUGCCUUGGUUUCACAAAACAUUCUCAGACUUAAGUUAAGAAUUUAUACAAAAUUGUUCGCCUUAUUUUAACUGAAAUGUAGCCCUUUAUAAAACUCUUGUUUUAAUGUAUCAAAUACAUCAAUAAGAAACUAUGUGCAAAUUUUUGUGUUUCUGAAUCAAAGAUGUUUGUCAUAAACAGUGAUUGAAAGUUGACUAAAUUCUUAAAUUAAGUCUGAGAAUGUUUUGUUAAACCGAAACCUGGUACACAGCCUUUUGAAGUCAGUUGUUAUUUUCACCAAGGUCAGCUUUUCUACAUUGCCUACCAUACACAUAGUUCUAAGUCAUAUCUGAUUUGUCAAAAUAAAGUUUCUCUACCAGACAUAUUUAAGUUUUCCAGGCUUGUUUUUGUUUUGUAAAAAUAAUGAACUGACUUGGGUUGAGUUGUGAAGAAUCUGUCUAUAAUGAUAAAUAGUAUUAUUAAUUCUGUCAAUAAAUUUAUACCAUACCAACA